Messenger RNA from Misgurnus anguillicaudatus (oriental weatherfish), 2173 nucleotides. RefSeq names its product rhotekin b (gene rtknb). NCBI's taxonomy places the organism in Eukaryota, Metazoa, Chordata, Actinopteri, Cypriniformes, Cobitidae. The record is from RefSeq and is a predicted model, not a curated record. Gene Ontology annotation, cellular component: actomyosin contractile ring. Gene Ontology annotation, biological process: signal transduction; mitotic cytokinesis; septin ring organization.
UUUCCAUAGUUAACGGCUAAAUGUCCAGCUAGAUUUAGGAACACACCCUAAUGCCGUUUUUUGAAGUACAUAUAAAACAUUGGGAUGUAUGAAGAACACGCGUGUCAUUUUAGCAGUUUUACGCGGUACGUUUAAUUCUCUUGGUUGGUCGUUUAGAGCGGAUCUUAAACUACACAAGCAGAAAUGUUCUGCAGAAACCAAAGCUCCAGAGUCACUGUGGCCCGUGGAUCCGCGCUGGAGAUGGAGGUGAAGAGAGGACAGUUUCGGCUGAGUGUGCUGGAGGACUCCGCACAGGACUGUGAGGUGCAGAGAUUGAUCGAGAGAGAGGUGCGUAUCAGAGAUGGAGCUUGUAGGCUUUUAGCCGCGUGUUCUCAGAGGGAACAGGCCCUGGAAGCAUCCAAAACCCUCCUCACCUCGAACAGUCGCAUAAUGGCCCUCAUGAGCCGCCUGCAGCGCAUGAAGGAAGCGCAGGCCAUGCAGAGAGCUGGACGGAGGUCUUUUGAUGGUGGAGCUCUUGAGGAGAGAUUGCCUUGUACCGCAAAAGUAGCCAUUUCAGAUAUCCGUAUUCCUCUUAUGUGGAAGGACACAGAGUAUUUUAAAAACAAAGGGGAGCUUCACCAGUGUGCUGUGUUCUGUUUACUGCGAGCUGGGACAGAGAUUCAUAAUACAGAUCUUGUAAUAGUAGACAGGACACUCACAGACAUCUGUUUCGAAGAAACGUUGAUAUUCUCUGAUGUACCUCCAGACUUUGACCUGCUGGUGGAGCUCUACAGCUGCCGUGUAGAGGAGGAUUUCAGCUCGGGCCUCUCCUCCUGGAGGCUGAGCCGUCUGGGCAAUUCUGUUACCCGCGCCUCCAGUAAAAAAUUCAUGUCAACUCUGGAGACGGCAGCUUCCUGUGGUUCUCAUGGCAACGGGGGAGAAUCUGGGGGAGGUGGGUCACCUGGAGGAGGAUCACCUGUCCUGCUGCCCAUCCAGUCUGUACAGGGUCCCAAAUAUCAUCUACUAGCUCACACAUCUCUGAAUCUCUGCCACAUACAGAAGUCUUUCCGAACCCAUGACCUGACCAUAUCAGGCACAGAGGAAACCUCAUUCUGGUUGCCGUUGUACGGUAGCAUGUGCUGUCGACUUGUGGCUCAGCCUCUCUGCUUGACUCGAGACGUCAUGUGCGGAGACCUCCGGGUUCAGUCAGAUGCAAGUCCUGAGGAAUGGACUGAUGUCUACGGUGUCCUGAGAGGGACUGAUUUAAAUUGUUACCAGCAGCAAAGCGAUACAAAAUCUUUAGAGAAACCUGUGUUUAAUAUUCCUAUCAAUAAGGACACCCGCGUGCGUGCUGCAGAAAGGAAUCCGUCUUUAAACACCCAAAGUAUCACUAUAAGUAACCAGAUGGCUGAUGAGGCUACAUACACGAUUGUCACGCGACCGCCAGAGGACACACACCGCUGGAUGGAGGCAUUCUGGCAGCAUUUUUAUGACAUGAGUCAGUGGAAGCAGUGCUGUGAAGAGCUCAUGAAUAUUGAGGAAACUUCUUUACGAAAACCAGGGGCAGUGACGCUGAAGAAAGGCUCUUUGUUUCAUGAAAUGGGUAAUAAAGAGAUAUAGUUGGUUACGCCAUCAACCACCCAGACCCGAAACCAUCUGCUACCUCUGAACAGACCUGUUUCUUCAGAGAUCCAGAACUUGCUGUCCACCUAUCAUAAUGACAGGUGAUGCCGACUUGGACAAUUCGUACAAAAACACAGAAACAUGCAAGAAAAGAAUUUAUAGGCCGGUAACGCCCUCACGUUCAAUAGAGUCAUGCAUUUCAUUGCAAAAACAUACCAAACUUUCUAGAUAAAACGUGGAUUGUUGUUGUACACUGUGUCCUUGUGACACUUGAAUUAGUUACAGGAAUCUAUGUUAAAUUUAUACCCAGGAGUGGCCUCAUUGCAGGUGAAUCGUUCACCUUUGCAUUGAAAGACGUCUAUAGGUACUCUGUAAUUUCAUCGAUUUCUAUAUAGAGGCAUGUAAACACGUUUAGACGUGUUUCCACAUGCUGUAAUAAUAGCAUAUAGGUGUGGUGAUACUGCGACACGCCAAACUGUCCCAGCGCUGCACAAUAGGGCUAUGCAUUUUAUUUGAACACACAUCUGUCAUCAAACUAUGAUUCAGAGUUUAUAUAAACAUAAUCAUUUGA